GCAAAGUCAUUUAAUCCCAGCCGGCUUGCGCCCUAUGGCUGCUGUGUGCACGGAUCGGUGUGUAUGAGCUGCCGCAGGCGAGAAGCAGAAGCUUCAGAAAGAACCACUUCUUGCAUCAGCGACUGCCCCGCACAGACUUUCUGCCUAACCCGCUUAGCUGCUCAUUUGGACUUGCUGCUUGCAAACCCCAUUGAUGUCUUUGCUUUGCUGUUGUAUUUUAUUGCCAGAGCUCAGUCCAGUGUGGGAGCAGAGCGAUUGGCGCUCCUGACUUCGAGCUCUAACACUGGCACCAGUCGCAGGGGCAUCUCCAUCUGCACCCAGCUGCGCACUCCCUCUGGGCCAAUGAAGAGAAGCAGUCGAAGCUGAGAAGCACAGGCUGCACUGGGACAGAGGGGAGGAGAGCGCACAUAAGAGGGGUCAGUGAGUGGAACAAGUGGCAUUGCACCUGUUGGAGCGGCCACAGGAAUCAUCAAACUUUCCCAACGAGCUGCUCCCAAAGGGCUUCCCACUGCCCCACAUAGUGAGCCCAAGGUGCCAGCAGCCCGCACCCCUGCCUACUGCUCGUCAUUGUACUACAGAGGGGGGGACCCCGGAAAGCUUGUGUGAAUGUACAGCAUGAUGAUGGAGACGGACUUACACUCCCCCGGGGUGCAGCCCCCUAGCAACACGGGGCAAACUGGGGGAGGAGGGGGCAAUAAAGCCAACCAGGACCGGGUCAAGCGACCCAUGAACGCCUUUAUGGUAUGGUCCAGAGGGCAGAGGAGAAAGAUGGCCCAGGAGAACCCCAAGAUGCACAACUCGGAGAUCAGCAAGAGGCUGGGGGCUGAGUGGAAAGUUAUGUCGGAGGCUGAGAAGAGACCCUUCAUUGACGAGGCCAAGAGGCUGCGCGCCCUGCACAUGAAGGAGCACCCGGAUUAUAAGUACCGGCCGCGGCGCAAAACCAAGACCCUGCUCAAGAAGGACAAGUACUCUCUAGCCGGGGGGCUUCUGCACGCUGCUGGAGGAGGCCACAUGGGGGUCGGCCUGAGUCCGGGUGGAGGAGGAGGGGGAACGGGAGGAGUGGUGGUACAACGCCUGGAGAGUCCCGGGUCAGGCGCUUCUGCCGGUGGCUACGCACAUAUGAACGGCUGGGCCAAUGGCGCUUACCCGGGCUCUGUAGCUGCUGCUGCCGCUGCAGCGAUGAUGCAAGAAGCUCAGCUUGCCUACAGUCAACAGCAGCAACAGCACCCUGGCAGCGGGGGCCACCACCCGCAUCAUCACCCCCACCACCCACACCAUCACCCGCAUCACCAUCCGCACCACAACCCUACGCCACACCCGCCACCCCCUCCGCCCCAACCCAUGCACCGUUAUGACAUGAGCGCCCUGCAGUACAGCCCGCUGCCCGGUGCCCAGACCUACAUGACCGCUUCUCCCUCUGGCUAUGGGGCGCUGGGCUACAGCUCCAGCCAACAGCAGCACCAGGGUUCUCCGUCCUCGGCCGCGGUGGCGGCGGCUGCAGCUGCUGCAGCCGCCGCUGCAGCUUCAUCUGGUGCCCUAGGGGCACUGGGAUCCCUGGUGAAAUCCGAACCCAGUGUCAGUCCCCCAGUGAGCGGAGGUGGGCCCCAUAACCGGCCGCCCUGUCCCGGAGAUCUACGGGAGAUGAUCAGCAUGUACUUGCCUAGUGGGGGGGAAGCCGGGGACCCGGCCGCUGCUGCGGCAGCGGCAGCAGCGGCGGCUGCAGCAGCAACUAGUAGACUUCACAGCUUGCCCCAGCACUACCAGGGGGCAGGGACGGGGGUAACCGGCACCGUGCCCCUCACACACAUCUGACAGACUUUCUGAACCAGGACAGUGAUAAUGACACGGAUAAGUGAUGGUAGGGGACUGUGCUCACCCUUUUAGGAACAAUGCAAUCUGCCUGCUCAUCAAGGACCAGGGCAGCACGCUUCCCUCCACUUUCCCAGAACUGCCCUCUCUUUUUGUUUUGUACAGAGAUGUUUUGAUGUUCUUGUAAGAAAUUGAAGUCUCAGAUCCGUGCUAAAAAUACAGUAAAACAAACAGACAACCCUGAUUUGUUGCUCUUUCUAGAAGCUAAAUGAUAUUUCUAUGCUAGUUUUAGAAGGGAAAAUGUGUUUUAUUGAUUUUUGUACAGUAUUUAUAAGUCUCCUAGAGAGCACCCAGUUUAAUUUGUAGUUACUGAAGCAUCUGCCAUAAAUCAGAUCUCGUUUGUUUAUCAUUUUAAAGACUAUUAUUAUUGGAUUACAUAUUAUUUCGGAUCUUUAUCCAAGUGUCUCACUUGUCACAUUGGGAACAAUUUCCAUACCAGUUACAAAGUUUUGUAGAUGUUGCCGUUUAUUUAUACCCUCCCUCCAGACUAGAAGUUGAUUCUAGCUUUUUGUAUGCGUUUAUGUACCUGAUUCCCUCAUUUUUGUUUUGUAUAAUUUCUUGUAAAUUACUGGUGAGAUAUUUUUUUGAAUUCAUAUUGUGUACAUAGUUUAUCAAACGUCCUCUCUGCCUAAAGAGAACAAAUACUCAUAUACUCAGAAGGAUGAAUUGAAUUUUCAGCUAAAUAAAUUUUCAACUGAACAUAAAUAAUGUUGCUUCUUUUAUAUGCACUAGAUUCCGAUUAUUCAGAGAAUAUAAGAUCACUUAUUUGAAGAAAUGGCUAUAAUAUCGCAGUUUCAAUAAAAUGGCAUUGUGCUAGUCACUUAGAUGUAAGAAAUUAUUAAGUAUUCGUUCGUUUGAUGCCGUUAUAAAAUUAUAUUUUGGAGAUUUGAUUGGUAAUACAUUAAUUAUAUUCCUUUAUAGAUAUAGUUUUGAAGCAUUUAAACGAAUGAGCAAAAACAAAUCUUACAAUGAUAUACAGAGUGAAAGAGUUUGUAUGACUCUGAUUUUCAUUAUUUCAUUUUUUAAGUUGCUCAAAACGAACAAAUUCAAUAUACAGUUGAGCUGUGUCUUUAAAGUAUUUAUGAAGAAACAUGUUGACUGGUACAAAAAUACUGGCCUGUUUGUGUUACAUAAUUCCCUAGAACGUAAAAAUGGUUGUGCAAUAAUUGCUAUGCCUUAUGGUUUUAAAGGGAAUGCAAACUCAAAAAUAACCAUUAUACUUUAUGAAAGAGAAUGUAAUUCUAAGCAACUUUCCAAUAUG
Molecule: messenger RNA, 3130 nt
Organism: Xenopus tropicalis (tropical clawed frog)
Lineage: Eukaryota; Metazoa; Chordata; Amphibia; Anura; Pipidae
Gene: sox1
Product: SRY-box 1
Biological process (GO): regulation of DNA-templated transcription
Cellular component (GO): nucleus
Source: RefSeq, marked provisional